Molecule: messenger RNA, 336 nt
Organism: Laccaria bicolor S238N-H82
Lineage: Eukaryota; Fungi; Basidiomycota; Agaricomycetes; Agaricales; Hydnangiaceae
Exons: 4
Coding region: 1-336 (111 amino acids)
Biological process (GO): proton transmembrane transport
Cellular component (GO): proton-transporting two-sector ATPase complex, catalytic domain
Molecular function (GO): proton-transporting ATPase activity, rotational mechanism
Source: RefSeq, a predicted model, not a curated record
AUGACGUUCGAAUGGCAACGUCUCUUGCAUCUGGUACCCUCGUUCGAUACCUCACUACAACAGUUUGCCUUGGAGGUGUAUGAGGUCAAGGACGCUAUCCGGGUCAAGAAGAUGCAGCUGCCUAUGGCCAAGGUACCCUUUAUCAAACAAGAGGCUUUCAAGAAAGCUCACGAGAUCCGGAUGAAAGCCGACGAAGAGUUCGCCAUCGAGAAGGACAAACUCGAGAAGCAAGAACAACAAGCAAUUGACGCUCAGUACGAAAAGAAACGCAAAGCGUCUGAGGUCGCCCAGAAGAUGUCGCAACACUGCGCCCAAUCCUAUGGAAAGCAAGACUGA